AUGCUCGGAAACGGCUUCGCGUCCGCCAUUGCGGCGGUGGCUAUCGUCUCCUCGCUGUGCUCCGCGCAGUCCGCGGGUUCAUCGAUGACCGUGGUGGAGUCGCCUCGCAUCGAAGACAUCAAGCAGCCGCUGCAGCGCGUGGCCUUUGGCUCGUGCAACGACCAGAGCUUCCCUCAACCCAUGUGGACUAACAUCUCAGCGCACGAGCCGGAGCUCUGGAUCUGGAUGGGCGACAAUAUCUACGCUGACGUCAAGGAGCUGGGCGAGCCACGUCCGAUCCCAAUCCCCCCACGGAAGAUGUUCGUGGAGGCCACUCGCGAGGAGCUCAUCCGACGAUACAAUAAGCUGCUGGCCAACGAGGACUACGCGUCUUUCGUCAACCGCACGCCCAUUAUUGGCAUUUGGGACGACCACGACUAUGGUAUUAAUGACGGCGGCAACGAGUUCUCGAACCGGGAGGCGAGUCAGGAGGUUUUCCUGGACUUUAUUGGCGAGCCGAAGGACUCGCCCCGCCGCAAGCAAAAGGGCAUCUACACAUCGUACACGGUUGGAUCGGGCGACCAGACCAUCAAGUUCAUUCUCGUCGACAACCGAUACCACCGCGAUCCUUACAACACAAAAAACGGCAACCUUCUCGGAGAUGCCCAGUGGGAGUGGCUGGAGAAUGAACUCAUGACGUCCACAGCUGCUUUCAAUGUGAUCGUGUCUGGAGUUCAAAUUCUGCCGGGUGACCGCUAUCCUUUUGCCGAGUGCUGGGGACGCUUCCCAAGUCAGCGCGAGCGACUGCUUAAGCUGAUUCUGGCCUCAAACGCGAAGGGCGUCAUUCUUCUCAGUGGUGAUGUGCAUUUUUCGGAGAUCAACCAGGUUGUGUGCUCGAACGGAAAGAACAAGAUCACCGAAGUGACCAGCUCGGGCCUAACGCAUAGCUGGAUGGAGUUCCACGUGCCAUCGAUGAAGUAUGUCAUGGCUCUGCUGUUCACCUACGCGAACCUCGUGUUGCCGUGGGAGUUCCGCCCUACCCAGAAGUCUUUCUACGGCCACCUCAACUGGGGCUCUAUCGACAUCGACUGGGAACACAAGCCGCACCCUAUCGCGGUGGUCAAGACCCGUGGUGCCGAUGACGACGUCAAGCUCCAGUACACCUUCGAGUCCACCCCUUUCCACUCGGCCGCUCCGGAGCAAGACGCCAGUGAAUGCAGAGCGCCACGUGGGAUCCCGACCUGGCAGCGAAUGCUUUGGACCGGUCUGUUCGUGGGCAUGGUGGGAGCUUCCCUUCUGUGUGUCCCAUUGAACGCGUUCAUUUUGCUCUGGCUGGUGUGGUUCUUCGCCAAGAAGAUCCUCGCGUUGGUGUUCCCUGGCAAGAAGUCCGCCAAGGUUGUCGACAGCAAGAAGAACGACUAA
Messenger RNA from Phytophthora sojae, 1401 nucleotides. RefSeq lists its product as hypothetical. The record is from RefSeq and is a predicted model, not a curated record. The transcript has 6 exons. Bases 1 to 1401 code for a protein of 466 amino acids. NCBI's taxonomy places the organism in Eukaryota, Oomycota, Peronosporomycetes, Peronosporales, Peronosporaceae.